UCCUUUUUUCUCUUCCUUUAGUAAAACAGCUGCUGCCUAGUUGCACUAAGAUUCUGUCCAUGAACAAGGAGGGAGGGGUGUGAGGAGUCUUCUAUUGCAGAUGAUGAAGGAGAAACCUGAGAAUCAGAGCGAGAGACGUCUGUGACGGGUGGAGGAGAGACAGCACUGCUGUUUGCGUCUUCACUGCUUGAUUAUGAAGUUAUGAAGCAUGAGCUGAAGGUUGGCUUCACUGAGCAGAUGGGACGUUUUUCUAAAUUGGAUUAAAUUUUGUUUUCAAGCCAAAACGAUGUCGCCCGUGUUUUUUGAGAGGACUCUGUGAUCUGUGGAUAUACACAAACCAGCGUGUGCUUUUGGAGUUUCGUUGGUAGACGCUUCCAGUGGGACUGUGUUUGCUUUGGAAGCACACGACACAAGCAUGUGGUCCUGUAUAACAGACUUCUUCACCUACGAAACCACCAAGUCGGUGGUUGUGAAGAGCUGGACCAUUGGCAUCAUCAACCGCGUCGUCCAGCUUCUCAUCAUCACCUACUUCAUCGGGUGGGUCUUUCUCUAUGAGAAGGCCUAUCAGAUCAGGGACACGGCCAUCGAAUCCUCCGUCAUGACUAAGGUCAAAGGCUUUGGAAUCUACAAUGACAAGGUGAUGGACGUGGCGGACUACGUGACGCCUACACAGGGAGCCUCGGUGUUCUGCAUCAUCACUAAGCUGAUCACUACAGAGAACCAGGUCCAAGGGUUCUGUCCUGAGUCUGAGAAGAAGUAUUUAUGCAAAAAAGCCAGUGAUUGCGCUAAGUUCCGCAACAAGCCAGGAGGCUACGGGAUCCUCACGGGGAGAUGCGUUCCCUUCAACGCCACUGCCAACAUGUGUGAAAUAAAAGGCUGGUGUCCUGCUGAGAUCGACACCAUCAAGACGACACCGAUGAUGGAGGUGGAGAACUUCACCAUCUUCAUCAAGAACAGCAUCCGCUUCCCCACCUUCAACUACACCAAGGGGAACUUUCUGCCGACCAUCACCGGCGACUACAUCAAAUCGUGUAACUUCGACAUGGUCAGCAACACGUACUGCCCCAUCUUCAGGGUGGGAGACGUGGUCCGCUACGCGCAGCAGAACUUCACCAAACUGGCCGACAAGGGAGGAGUGAUCGGAAUAAAGAUCGGCUGGAUGUGCGACCUGGACAAGUCCGAUGACCAGUGUAACCCCUCGUACUCGUUCACGCGACUGGACGCCAUGUCAGAGAACAACGCUGUGUCGCCAGGAUACAACUUCAGAUUUGCCAAAUACUACAAGAUGGACAAUGGGACGGACUAUCGCACCCUGGUCAAAGCCUACGCCAUCAGGUUCGACGUUCUGGUCAAUGGGAAUGCAGGGAAGUUCAACAUGAUCCCCACGCUCAUCAACAUGGUGGCAGCGUUCACGUCAGUGGGAGUGGGAACAGUGCUGUGUGACAUCAUAUUGCUGAACUUCCUGAAAGGAGCUGAGCAAUACAAGGCCAAGAAGUUUGAGGAGGUGUCCGACAGCCCGGUCGAAUGCAAACCCAACGGCCUGUACCUGUCGCAGCUGUCGCUCAGACACACUGACAUCAUCAUGAGGUCCAGCGACUCGGGAGCGUUUUCUAUUGAUCCUUACAGCUGAACAAGGAACCGCACACAGGGAUGUGGGUCAAUGUCACACAAGCUCUGAAGAACCUUUAAUUACUGUGUUCUACAAAGAAACAUACGGUUAUAUAAGCAUGAGUUCCUGUGCACGGUGACGCUAGUUCUUAUCAGAGCUCUUGUAAAAAGUUAUCAUGUAGAAUUUGUAAGAGAAACCAGGAAUAAAGAUGACGAGGCAUGA
Molecule: messenger RNA, 1831 nt
Organism: Betta splendens (Siamese fighting fish)
Lineage: Eukaryota; Metazoa; Chordata; Actinopteri; Anabantiformes; Osphronemidae
Gene: p2rx3b
Product: purinergic receptor P2X, ligand-gated ion channel, 3b
Exons: 12
Coding region: 416-1630 (404 amino acids)
Biological process (GO): monoatomic cation transmembrane transport; response to ATP
Cellular component (GO): nuclear inner membrane; plasma membrane
Molecular function (GO): extracellularly ATP-gated monoatomic cation channel activity; purinergic nucleotide receptor activity; ATP binding
Source: RefSeq, a predicted model, not a curated record